AUGAGCGCAUUCACCGAUGGCGAUGAUGACAAUGAACCAUCAAAAAGAGAAGAAGAAGAAUCAUCAAUUCAAAGUUCUUGCGAUUGUUAUGGAAUGAAAUGUGAUUGUUGUGUAGAUUUUAAUAUAUCAAAUGUAAUCGAUUUAGGAGGACCAGGUUGUGUCAAUAUAAAAUAUCUAUCCAAAGAAGAAGGAGUUUUGUUAAAUGUUUCUUAUGGUGAUAGCGUUUUACAUAGUCAAACGGUAACGAAUAAAACUAAAAAAGGUACAUGUAUGCCUUUGUUGAGUUAUUUUGCUGAAAUAUGUGCUAGAUUUUCGGAUUUGAAAGAAAGUGGUGAUGGUAUGGUCGGUUGUUUGAAUUUUGAACCAACUUUUUUGGGUGAAGUGACUGCUCAGUAUCCUGUUGGGUGUUUUAACAUGGGGCCAAAUGGUAUGACUGUUGAUAAAACCAUUGGUAACCUUACAGACACUGAUGAAACAUCUAAAGAAGAAGAAACGACGUGA
Messenger RNA from Pediculus humanus corporis (human body louse), 501 nucleotides. RefSeq lists its product as uncharacterized. The record is from RefSeq and is a predicted model, not a curated record. The coding region runs from base 1 to 501 and encodes 166 amino acids. The transcript has 2 exons. Lineage: Eukaryota; Metazoa; Arthropoda; Insecta; Psocodea; Pediculidae.